This is a messenger RNA of Capsicum annuum, 598 nucleotides long. Its product is annotated as thylakoid lumenal 16.5 kDa protein, chloroplastic. Lineage: Eukaryota; Viridiplantae; Streptophyta; Magnoliopsida; Solanales; Solanaceae. Gene Ontology annotation, biological process: photosystem II repair. The record is from RefSeq and is a predicted model, not a curated record. The transcript is spliced from 3 exons. The annotation marks the transcript as partial.
UUUACACUCUCACCGCGAUUUUCAUUUAACUUUCAUUUUGUUAAAUACAAUGGUGAAGGAUACUUGCAAGAUUUGGUAUACAAGCUAAGCAAAGUAGGUCAAGCCAUAGAGAAGAAUGAUUUAUCUGCUGCAAGUUCAGUUCUUGGCCAAACUACUGAUGCAGAUUGGGUUCAGAAAGUUAACUCAGCAUUCAACAAGUUUAGUGGUAGCGAUGAGGAGAAGACGCAGAUUGAUUCGUUCAAUUCUUCGCUAUCCUCUCUAGUUUCAUCAGUUACUAAGAAUGACAUUGAAGGAUCAAAAACAGCAUUUGUUGCAUCAGCAAGUGCAUUUGAGAAAUGGUCAACAUUAACAGGGUUGAUUGAAGAGCUAAAAGGCCUUUGAAGCAAAAAAGAAAAUUAGCACAUUGUAUGAGAAUUUGGCUCAUGCCAACAUGUUUGUGCAACAAAAAAGUAAUAAAUUUUUUGCAUUGUUUUUCCCUCUUAUGUCAAAUGAAUCAUUUGAGUUUAUAUACAAAAUGUAAUUUGAGUUCCAGUUGUAGCUGAAUCACCGGAGGUGGAAUCAGGAUUUGAAGUUUAUGAGUUUUGAACUUAACAUCGAA